Molecule: messenger RNA, 1373 nt
Organism: Ornithodoros turicata
Lineage: Eukaryota; Metazoa; Arthropoda; Arachnida; Ixodida; Argasidae
Product: G kinase-anchoring protein 1-like
Exons: 10
Coding region: 249-1235 (328 amino acids)
Biological process (GO): signal transduction
Cellular component (GO): Golgi apparatus
Source: RefSeq, a predicted model, not a curated record
GCUGUGGGCCACUGUGGGCUGUGAUCGUCGCUCGCUAUCCUGCGAUAUUGUUUGGUUGCCUUGGCUGUUGAUGCCCGUCGUGUGGUUGCGUUUUGGGUGACCAACGCUCGCUUUUCUGAGUAUAAUUUAACUGAGCGCUUUUUAAGACAGGUUGGUGUGAAUCUCGAGUGAGCUGUUUACCCUUUUGGCAACAUCUAGAAUUGCAAGCCGCGUUUCUCUGUCGCAAAGCGUUCGUUACUGCAGCAAGAAUGGCUGUUGUUUGUCAGUCGCGUUUUGCUGUUCUGAAAGUUGAGGGUGAAGAGCCCGAAGAACAGCAGAAGCAAGUCAAAACUUCCAAACCAGCAGCCAAAGCUACUGUUAAAGGUGCAGAGAGUAAAGCAAAACCCAAGAAGAAGAAAAGGCCUACUGAUAAAGACGCCGCUGUGAAGCCGAAGCCAAAAGCUGAAGUUCCUAGCGAAGGAUCAGAAAACUGGGAGUCUUGGAAGAAAAGGGAUGAUCAGUUUGUCACUUACACUUAUGAACAGGACCUUCAGGAAGCACUACGACUCAGUCGUUUGGAAUAUGAAGAGAACGGACAAUUAUACACACCACAGCAAAAGGAUGCACCUCCAGUGAAACUGGUUGCUGGGGCGAGCUCAGAGAGUAAGCCAAAAAAGAAGAAAAAGAACAAGGAAAAGAAGACUGCAACCAUGACAUUGGAAGAGUUCAACCACCGUGAUGAUGCUGGCACAGAAGAAACUACAGACGUCACCGAGGAAGAUGCCGAAGUUCCUGUCACAAGGAGCAUGCAGGAGACAAGAAAAGUUCCCGUGGAGAGGGAGGACUUCUUUGAUCGAGUACUCAAAGAUGCCGAAAGUAUUAUAAUGAAAGAGCAGAAAGCUGAUGAACAGAGAAAGAAACAGCCCUUUUGCCUCGAACAAGUGCGACAGAUCCAGUAUCAAGAAGAACUAGAAAAAAAAGAUUUAGAAAUUGCACGGCUCAGUUCGGAAGUUGAGCGGCUCACGAAGGAACUCAAAGUUGUGAAGGUCCGAAACAAGCAGCUGUGUGUCAUCUUGGGCCACGGUGAAAUGAAAGACAAGGCAGAGAUCCUCAAGAACUACGAGGAGUUGUCUCAAGUGAAAGACGAACUCACCCAAGAGGUUAUGGAGUUGCAUGCUGCCUUAGAGCAAGAACGUUCCAAGGUACAUUCCUUACAAACGGAGCUCAAGAAGCCAGGAAAAAAAGAAAAUCGGUGAUGGUGGCCACCUCGUAUUUGCAGAGCGACUUCGGCUAGUCUUCCAAGAAGCCUGGUGGCGGUAUCGAACUGGACAGGUUCCAGAGGCUUUUUUCCUUUUGUACAUAGCAAGGAUGGGAUAAAAAUACAUUUCCCUGCA